UCAUGACAUUUAUUUAGAAAAUAAUCUAUAAAAUUUUUCGUACAUAAAAUCACGUAUUUCUUUUCGUCUCCCGAUUUUUAAGUAUUAAUAAGCCAAAAUUCUAAAACAUGGAUCUAGCUUCGCCGAGUUGUGGUUGUAUGUCAACAACAGAACAUUCAUCCGAAUGCCCAACAGGUUUCAUACGUAAUCCUCAUAUCGCUCGUAUGGAUGAAGAUUUCCUUUAUCAUCUUGGUUUGGGUACGAAAACACACAAUUUGCCAGAAAUGUUCGGCGAUGUGAAGUUCGUCAUCGUAGGUGGCACACCGAAACGUAUGGAAAAUCUUGCCAAAUAUCUGUUAAACGAAAUAAAACACAAGCUACCCGUUGGCACACAAUUGUCUGACUUAACCGGCGCCGCAGAUCGUUACUCCAUGUACAAGGCAGGACCGAUUAUUUGUGUCAACCAUGGCAUGGGCAAUCCCUCGAUUAGUAUAUUACUGCAUGAAUUGAUUAAGCUCGUACAUCAUGCGAAAUGUAAGAACCCGGUUUUCAUACGACUGGGAACUUGUGGCGGUUUAGGUGUACCGGGUGGCACCGUUGUCAUUUCCGAUGGUGUGCUCAAUGACAAAUUGAAUGCCGAACAUGAAUUCAAAAUUUUGGGCAAUGUUGUGCCGCGACCCACUAAACUAGAUGCUAAUUUGGCGCAAGAGCUCAAGGCAGUAGCGAGCCCAAGCGAUGGCUUUCAAACGGUUAUAGGCAAGACUUAUUGCGCCGAUGACUUCUAUGAAGGACAAGGCCGUUUGGAUGGCGCAUUUUGUGAUUACCAAGAAGCGGACAAGAUGAGAUGGUUAAAUAUGCUGCAGCAAAGAGGUGUAGUAAACAUCGAAAUGGAGAGCUCCAUGUUUGCAGCGCUGACCCACAAUGCCGGCCUUAAAGCGGGUAUAAUCUGCGCGGCCAUAGUGAAUCGGCUGAACGGUGAUCAGAUUACAGAAACUAAAGAGACGCUCGGCGAGUGGCAAGAGCGUCCAGCUAAGCUACUAGCUCGUUACAUACGCCGACAGCUGGGUGUUUAGAAGGAGGAUUGUGCUUAAAGCGACCACAGCAGUGGCUUGCUUCAACACCAUACACCAACAGCUCACAAGCUAGAUCCAAAGUAUUCAUAGCAAACGCUUAAAAAUUAAAUACGGGAGACGAAUACUUUUUGGCAAGCAAUAUUAAAUUUUUGGUUAACCAUUUCGACAGCAACACAAUUGAAAUUUGUAUGCAAAAAGUACGUGGUUUGCUCAAUGGAGUCAUGACAAAAGCCUGAUCUUGUAGAAAUUUGUAUAUAUUUAUAU
Bactrocera tryoni is the source of this 1316-nucleotide messenger RNA. RefSeq names its product uridine phosphorylase 1-like. Gene Ontology annotation, cellular component: cytosol; cytoplasm. Gene Ontology annotation, biological process: uridine catabolic process; nucleotide catabolic process. Gene Ontology annotation, molecular function: uridine phosphorylase activity. The coding region runs from base 108 to 1052 and encodes 314 amino acids. The transcript is spliced from 6 exons. The record is from RefSeq and is a predicted model, not a curated record. Lineage: Eukaryota; Metazoa; Arthropoda; Insecta; Diptera; Tephritidae.